UAUUUCUUUUAGGCAGGGUGGGAUUUGAACCACUGACUUACUUUGUGUUUUGUGGGGAUUGAAUGAGCUUUGAGGCCAGAGAUUUGCUCCAUUGACCCAUAGAAACCUUUUAAAGGUCCUGUUCAUGGCACUCUGGGAUCGCUGGAGCAGAAGGAAGACCUGAGCGAUUGACUCUACAGGUGGAGAAAAUCUCCAAAGCAAUCCGAACCUCUCUGCAGGUUUUCUCUUUCAGUUGAAAUGUCUAUGAUUUUGUCUGCCUCAGUCAUUCGUGUCAGAGAUGGACUGCCACUUUCUGCUUCUACUGAUUACGAACAAAGCCCAGGAAUGCAGGAGUGCAGAAAGUAUUUUAAAAUGCUCUCAAGGAAACUUGCUCAACUUCCUGACAGAUGUACACUGAAAACUGGACAUUAUAACAUUAAUUUUAUUAGCUCCCUGGGAGUGAGCUACAUGAUGUUGUGCACUGAAAAUUACCCAAAUGUUCUCGCCUUCUCUUUCCUGGAUGAGCUUCAGAAGGAGUUCAUUACUACUUAUAACAUGAUGAAGACAAAUACUGCUGUCAGACCAUACUGUUUCAUUGAAUUUGAUAACUUCAUUCAGAGGACCAAGCAGCGAUAUAAUAAUCCCAGGUCUCUUUCGACAAAGAUAAAUCUGUCUGAUAUGCAGACGGAAAUCAAGCUGAGGCCCCCUUAUCAAAUUUCCAUGUGUGAACUGGGGUCAGCCAAUGGAGUCACAUCGGCAUUUUCUGUUGACUAUAAAGGUGCUGGUAAGAUUUCUUCUGCUCACCAACGAUUGGAACCAGCAACGUUGUCAGGGAUUGUGGCAUUUAUCCUUAGUCUAUUAUGUGGCGCUCUGAAUUUAAUUCGAGGCUUUCAUGCCAUAGAAAGUCUCCUGCAGAGUGAUGGUGAGGAUUUUAACUACAUCAUUGCAUUUUUCCUUGGAACAGCAGCCUGCCUUUACCAGUGUUAUUUACUCGUCUACUACACUGGCUGGCGGAAUGUCAAAUCUUUUUUGACUCUUGGCUUAAUCUGUCUAUGCAACAUGUAUCUCUAUGAACUGCGCAACCUCUGGCAGCUUUUCUUUCAUGUGACCGUGGGAGCGUUUGUUACACUCCAGAUUUGGCUGAGGCAAGCCCAGGGCAAGGCUCCUGACUAUGACGUCUGACGCCAUCCUGCGGAUGGACUGCCUUUUCUCCAGGGGAAAAGGAGGACCGUGUCAUAACUGCCACUGUGAUGAAGAAACUGUUCCCCACGAACGAGCAGCUCUGCUUGCUUUCUCUCCAACUUUCCUUUUUUGAUAUCAGCAUGGCAUGCCUGUGAGCAUGCCAGACCUGCUAGGAAAACUCCUGUCCGGUGGAUAUCGGCCAUGAGAUGCUGGCAUUCCGAGGAGGAAGAGGAGACUUCUCUCUUCAGGGCCACAGAGUGGAGGAACUGACCAGUGCCACUGGAAGACCUGGCCAGCAGUCCUGCAUCCCUGCUGAGGAGUCCAAUCAAACAUCGAUGUGGCACUUGCUCUGAGGACUCAACAGGAACUUGACCACCUGAAUUUGCCUUUGGGAGGCACUAGGGUAUAGACCAAAUACAUAUUUUGAUGCUGCAGAAAUUGGAAAGUUUAUGUUUCUAACAAAUGACUGUGCUAAAUAGCUGAUUAUUUGCACAUUUUUGGUACCAAGAGUUUAUGGAGCCUGGGAUGGUGUGGAAUUGGUUCUUUUACUUAGAUAUUUUAAUCAUCUGAUGUAGGAAAAGGCUGUGGUGAGCGCAUCUCUGGAACAUCACAAGUACUGAAAAUACAGUGACGUGUGUUUCCUUUC
Tupaia belangeri chinensis (Chinese tree shrew) is the source of this 1807-nucleotide messenger RNA. It is a transcript of the gene SEC22A, whose product is annotated as SEC22 homolog A, vesicle trafficking protein. The record is from RefSeq and is a predicted model, not a curated record. The transcript has 7 exons. Bases 238 to 1161 code for a protein of 307 amino acids. Gene Ontology annotation, biological process: endoplasmic reticulum to Golgi vesicle-mediated transport. Lineage: Eukaryota; Metazoa; Chordata; Mammalia; Scandentia; Tupaiidae.